Paramormyrops kingsleyae is the source of this 3397-nucleotide messenger RNA. RefSeq names its product interleukin-2 receptor subunit beta-like. Gene Ontology annotation, biological process: immunoglobulin mediated immune response; cytokine-mediated signaling pathway. The record is from RefSeq and is a predicted model, not a curated record. NCBI's taxonomy places the organism in Eukaryota, Metazoa, Chordata, Actinopteri, Osteoglossiformes, Mormyridae. Gene Ontology annotation, molecular function: protein binding; cytokine receptor activity. Gene Ontology annotation, cellular component: external side of plasma membrane.
AGCGGUGGCUGCUGCGUUAUCACGUUACUUUUUAACUUUGUUAACUUUAUAGCUUUGUUUUUUUGUUUCUGGGUUUUUUGUUUUUUUUUUUUCGAUUAAGAUUAGGAAGGAUAGGUGAAGCAGUCAAGCCGAAGACAUGAAAUUCAUUGGGAGGCACCGUUAUUCAUACACUAUAGAAACAGAUGCGGCUCAAAUACUGUUUUAACAGAGUGACAGAAUAAAUUCGAUUUAUGGAUAUAAAAUAAUAAUUACUUUAAAAUAAUAAUAUACGUCAACAGAUGCAUCCUUUCAGCCAAAGCCAAAAAUGUAAAAUACGUCUCGAAUAAGGAAACCGUUUCCACCACAACUUUAGUUUAAAAAGGGAAGACGGUGCUUUGUGUCAGCGAUGGGGACGCAGUGGCUGCCCCCCCUCCUCCUGCUUCUGCACUUCAGUGCGUUUCCACAGCCCAGCCUCCAGAGUAAGCGUUCGCCAGUGGAGCUCUGCGAUUUUAGUCUGAGGUGCCGUAACGACUUCUUCAACAACAUCACUUGUGUGUGGAACAGCACAGGAGUGAAGCCUGACACAGUCUGUACCUUAACUGGAAAACAUGCUGCCGAGAUCACUUGCAGACUGAGGCCCCUGGGUGACCCUGGACAGAAAUUACAUGGCUGCAACCUCUAUUUUGUGAAUGAAGAUUUUUACGAAGACACGCCCAUUCACCUGACAGUGAAGUGUGAGAAUUUCACAAACGCCAUCUAUGACGAAGAGUACAACCCAGCUCGCUCUGUGAAACUGCAACCUCCUUCUGCACCCAAUAUUGAAAAUGCCAGCAUCUUCUGGAAUUUUAACGGGCCCCCCUAUUUGGGAGGAUUUCGCUUUCAGUUGGAAUUCAAGCAGUCAGGCCAAAAAUGGGAGAACGCAGAGUCUGUCAACGUGAGAGACAUGCGGACCUCAGUGGAGAUCUCCGAGGAGAAACUGGAGAAGGGGGUCGUAUAUGACUUCAGGGUUCGGGCUCUGGUUGAUGAAGUCGAAUUUGAAGGAGAAUGGAGUGACUGGGGCCCCGUGUCCUCCUGGAGGUCUACAGUUGGGGUGUCCCCAGUAGCAUCUUUGGAUCUGGAUCUGGUGGGGCUGACGUACAGCCUCCCAGUCCUGGGAUUUUGUCUGAUCCUCACCUUCAUCAUCAUCAUCAUCAUCAUCAAAGUGACCCGGCCCAACUGGUUUUUCUUGUUAAAAACAGUGCCUGAUCCAUCCAAGUUUUUUGAAGGAAAUGGAGACUUCAAGAAAUGGCCCAGCCCCCUUUUUCCCCCAGAGUCCUUCUCCAUUUCCCAACAUUCCGAGGACAUCUCACCAAUUGAGGUCUCCAUCACCAAGGACACCGACACGCUGUUUAAGAAGGACUCCACCAGACUGCCAGAACACUGGGAGAGCAGCAGCCAGUCAUCCAGCUUCUCAAACCUGGGCUACUUCUGCUCCACGCACCCCAGCUGCUAUGAGCCCUGUCAUGUUUACUUCAGCUACCAGCCAGUAGGGGGCAGUGUGAAAGGUAACUCAGUUGGGGAGAGGGUGGUUGACAGUGGACCUAUCCAAAGCAGCUCUUCCUAUGAGCCCCUGGAACAUCACGGUCAGCCAAGACACCCAGAUUCUAACUCGACGACGGAGGAUCAGCAAACUGAGGAUGAAGAGGAAGAUGAGGAUUCACCUGAAGCAACGUCAACCCCUACUAAUCCCUCUGGAGUCCUCCCAUUUCCAUUUCCUUGUGGACCUCCAAUCUUUCCCCACAAUCUGCCUGGCCUACCUCAUUUCCCAGUGCCAUUUCCUGGGCUUGAUUUGGAUACAGCACUAAGUAGAACUCUAACUCCAGGCCUGCUGGGGAACGUUCUCUCCAAGUCCUCAUUGUUGAGUUUAGAGCCCUCUAGUGGUGGCUAUAUGCCAGUGAAGGAUAACCACAACAGCUGCUGAAAGCCUUUCCUACAGCAGUGAAAGUGGGCACCGAAGAUCACCAAAACAGUUCUUUUUUUGACUACUUGAGUUUAAACUGUAUUUUAAUAUUUAAAAGUGACCAGAUGAAUGUAUAAAAGAAGAAAAUAUACAUAAAAUGUUGCUUGAAAUGAUGGUGGUGAGGAGAAGACUAUCUGAACUAUGUUCUCGCAGAAAAGUAAGAAAGGGGAGACCACUUAGCAUGAACUGCAGCCAUUGCCGACCAAGCCCAGUUUCUGUUGAUUUCUGAAAGGCUGCUGGCAGACUGAGGGACGGAGAUCAGGGAAGGUUAGGGGUGGGAAGACGACAGCCUCGGUCUGCUCUGUGCGCCCCGACCUCCUCUGGGCUGGAGAUGCCGGAGCGUAUGAUCACAUGACGAGUGAUGUCUGGGAAGAGCGGUGGUUUGCUGGGGCUGAAGAUGCUUUGAAUGGAGGUGCCCAAGUCCCAUAUCUGUGGAUCUCAUGGACAAAGAGAAAGAGAAGGUGACUGAACGCAAGUGACUGGAGUUUGAAAAGCGUAUGUAGAGAAAUAUCUGUUUGGAAAUGUUGCAAUUUUUUAACAAGCACUGAUGCUGAUGAACUGGCAUCCUGUCCAAGGCGGACCCAGCUUAGUGUCCUGUGCUGCGUGAGAGAGAUUCUGGGAUCCGCCUACGACUCUGACCAGGAUGCGUGAUUUGAAGUUGGAUUAUAUUUUGUGAUCCCUUGUAAGGCAAUUUUAUGUAACCUCUAAUUUUCCUAAUCUUGUUCAUAGUAGUUUGAAUAGAAGAAAUCUACAUAUCCUUAUGUAGGCCUGAUAUCCUGGCGCCCUGUGCUGCCUGCCCCCUGGUGGCCGUGAAAAGAUGGGGGGAUGUUUCACAUUAUGAAAUGACUUUGAAUGUUAAUCAUAAGAUUGUAAGGUUUUAAUAUGUUAAUCUUUUACAAGGAUUUUAAAACAUUUGGUAAUUGUAUCCUUCUCAAAUAUUGUAAAAAUGAAGGCAACAUUACGGUGUGGGCAUUUUUAUUCUAAGCUACAGUCUAUAAUAAUGGCGGAUAAUAAAUGUAGCAAUCCUAUUUAGCGCGGUAGUGAAACAUUAAAAUUCCCAUAAUGCAUUUGUACAGCAAGAUUAAUUUGCACUCUACCCAUAUUCUUAUUUUCCAGUCUGGAUUUUUAUCAUAUGCAAUAUAAGAUCCCCUCUUUUUGACAAUAUAUUAGAGGAAUCACAGAUGUGUCACUAGAAAAAUGCUGUUUUGCAAAAUGUUACAUAUGUUACAGAUUAUUCAGACCUUAAUGUCGUAUUAUUGAUUUAUUUGGGGAGAGUUUGUGGCCCCCAUGCUAGAUGAGAAAUUGAGAGAUUUUUGUAAAUAUGAUAUACAUACUGGUUCACCUGGGACCCUGUACUGGAAAAGUGCUUAUGGGAGAUUGAUGGAGAGAAACACAUAAAGCUGUGACAUAGUAAAUCUU